GCCAGAUGUUCUAAGAUGGCCUCAAAAAUAAAAUUCAAAAUUUCUGUCUCUGUUUUCUACAAUAUUACAACGAAGAUGUGAGAAAAGAACUACCAAAACAAUGUGGAAUGGAUAGACUUUGCCAUUGAGCAAACGUAUGUGGUGAACUGUAGUGGAAUUUACCUCAAAAACAGUAGAUUUGAAGGGUGAGAUUUUGAACAUUUUAUUUGUUUCCCUCCAAAAAUCUGAGAAAUAAGACAGAAUCAUGAACAGGAUGGAAGUUUGCUUUGUUUGUGGUUCUUAUGGAGCCGAAUGGGACAUUUACACAAAGCCAAGAAAUAAAGGAUCCUACUUUGCUUUCCUUGAGCACCAUGACCCACCCCAGGGAUGCUCCAAACCAAAUAAGGAUGGUAUUGUUAAAAGCUGUAAUCUUUGUUAUGCAUUUCUGAACCAGCAAUGGGAUUCAUUUGAAAAAACAAAUACUCCUAUGGUUAAGAGAUUAUACUGGCUAAAACGUGCAGAUGAUGGACAGUUCACAGGGGCCGAGAUGCGAUUACAGGGUGAAUAUGCCGCACAAGUGUUAGGAUUACAGUAUCACCCGAAUGUGUAUGAUGGUAGAAUGCAGCCAGGUUUAGGCCAACCUAUGAUUCCUGUAUCCCCAUCAGGGUCAAUGCAAAUGAUAAGUCCACAGCCUGCAGCCCAGCAGCCAAGGCCUUCAGGGUACCCAGGUGGGAGAGAAUUAACUGGGGCUCUGGAUCUAACUGUUGGACGACCAGCCCCUAAAGAGAAAAAAGCGACCCUCCCUCAGGAACAGCACAAAUCCAGAUCACAGCGAAGUGAACCAGAAUCCAAGAAGAUAGCUUGCUAUGUUUGUGGGGUACACAACCAAGAUUCAAGCAUGGUUUAUGUCAGCUCUGCGAAACAAUCUGAAGGAGAUCCCUUCUACCCAUUCCUAGCACAUAUACAACCCCCUAAAGGUGCUGAACCACUCACACGUCAAGCCUAUGCUAAAGUUUGCAGUGGUUGUCGCAAAUCCUUACUGAUACAAUGGAAGACACAUGAAGCUAGGGGCACUUCAAUAUUGCAGCGAUUAUACCGAAUCAAUGAGAACUCCUAUGGAGAAUCAGCUCCCUCGUCAAAGCCUGAGAAAUCCGAGCCAGACACAAGACCAGAAGUGUGUUACUUGUGUGCAAAUGAAUUCCAAAGAGACACUAUGAAAAUCCUAUAUACCAAACCUCCAACUGGGGAUAGCCGACAUUCAAUGUUCUUUCCAUUUGUCGCAGCUUUACAACGUCCUAGAGGAGCAACUAAUGUUGAUUUAGAAGGUCGUGUGAGAUCAUGUCGCACAUGCUAUAGUGGAUUACAACGACAAUGGGAAAUGUAUGAAGCUCAGAAGGUUUCCCAUACCCAUAGACAGUAUCAACUUCGUCCAAUAACAAAUGACCAAAAUGAACAACCAAUGAAAUCCUUGCUUAACAUACCAAAACCAGGUGCUAUUUUGAAAAGUGGUCCAGCCGCAGGAAGUCCCAGCUUAAAUCAACCACUAAACAUUAAAAUAAGGUCAUCAAGUCCAGCCACUGUCUUGAGCAGUCCUGCCCAGGGGCUUCUAGCUAUUGCGCCCCCAGUUCCUCUGCCAUCUACGGUCCCAACACACCUACCUCGAGAUCUGCCCCCUAGACCACUUGAUCUGCCGCCCAGGUCUUUGGACCUACCCCAAAGGUCAAUAGAUCUUGCCCCAAGGUCGCUUCAUCAAACCCUAAAUGUCCCAAUCAAUAUAAAGAAAGAAAAAGAUGAUAUUUGUAUUAAGCCUGAUCCUGUAGUAACAACAGCUGUUCAGGAUUCAAGUUCAGCUCUGAGGAUAUGCUACAUAUGCGGUUCAAAGUGUUCUGGAGGACGUCACUAUAUUCUUAGUUGUUAUCCAGCCAAAUCGGAAACUGGGACAAGCUCGCCAUUUUUCCCAUUUUUGGCAAAUCGUGAUCCAGCUCCCAAUGCUGAGAAAAUGACUGCAGCGGGGACAGCCUAUGCCUGUAGGUAUUGCUACUUUAAUCUGUUACGUCAGUGGAGUGACUUCGAAGCCUCGCAAGAUCCAGCACAUUCAAAUCGCUGGGUACGGAGAUAUAACAUCAAGGAUUACACAUGCUAUCUUUGCGUUAAAGUAACAAGUAGGAAAUAUGUACGGACAAUCUCAAUACGAAGAUAUCCCUUUCUACGCAACCUCUCACAGCCACCUAAUGGUAUAAUUGUCAUCACGGACAGUGAAAGUGUUGUCGUUUGUGCAGACUGUGAUAAAAGUCUAGCCAGCCAGUUUGCAAAGUUUGACCAACAGGGGACACCACUGGAUCAAAGGAGGUACCAGCUGCCCAGUGGCAAAGCUUUGGAUGAAAGUCUUGAUCCAGAGGUCUCCAAACCACUGAAGUUGCUUAGCAACCUAAGUGAUAUACCUAGCAACAAUGACCAUGACACAAACCAAGACAGUUACCCUAGCAACAAAGAACACAAACCUACCAGCAACAAUGGGUCAUGUGAUGGUGAUACCCGUAACCAUGACAACCAGGACUUCAUUGAUGUGGAGGGGGAUGAAGGGCUACCCCCCUCAAGUAAGCCCCCGCCCCUGACAGCCAUGAACUCAAAUGGGAAGCCCCAAAGGACAACAGCUACGGUACCCCCUUUGAACCAAAUAUCACCAGGCUCAUCAUUAGGUUCAAACAACUCGGCAAUGCAAGCAACAAGAAACUCAAGUUUUUCCGCAAGACUUCGAAACCUCGCCAAACAAGCAGUUGAACCAGCAGAUGCUCGUGAAGCAGCAGCAAGGGAACGUGAUGUGUCACCUCAAGGGAGUACUACAAGUCCAAGAGAAUCUACCCCCAAACGAGGCCCUCCUCCUCUAGUAUACAACAGUCAUAGCCAAUCAUCAUCCAGUAUUACUUCACCUCCUGUGGUAACCAUAGCACCAACACCGUCCCACAACAGUCUCUCUCUGAGCCAUGAUAGAAAGGCGUUAGAGAGAUCCAGCGUAAUCAGUCGUCAUAGCAGCUCAUCAUCAAUCACAGACAGAGAUCAUAAAACUCAUUCAGUGUCGCCUCGUGAGGAAGAAAGGGCAAGGGAAACCACUCCUAAAGGUCCUACUCCCUUCUCAAUCUCAAGUCUGGCCACUCCAAGCAGCUCUACUCGUGAAGAUCCCAUGUUCAGGGGGUUCCAGCCUUAUCGCCCAGGGGAGGAGUUCCGUCCACCCACAUUCCCCCACCCAUAUGCUCUAGACCCUGCAGCCUUGGCAUACCACCAGGCCCUCAUGGCGCAACAAGCCCUACAGCAUCAGGCAGCUUUCAGUGACCCACUAUUACUGGAGAGAUAUCGUAUGAUGGCGCCACCUUUCAUGCCCUAUAGCCAUCCUGGCUUCCUUCCGCCUACUGGCCUUUUCCCGAUGCAUCCCUCAGCUGCCGCAGCCUACCCUCCCGAGUUGCUAAGACAACAGCUUGCUAUGAUGUCACCAGGUCUUCUACCCCCAACAGAACAUAGGUCACCGGGGGCGUCUACUGUGGAAAGGCCAAGAUCGCGUGAGGAACUAAGACGUGAGGACCGUGAGCAUUCAGAAAGAAUGAGAGAAACUGAGAGAACGAGAGAAUAUGAGCGAGAUCGAGAAAGACGUAACAGUCUUCUCCUUAGAGAGGCAGAACAUGAGAGAGAUCGAGAAACAAUCAGUAGAGAAACUCGACAAAGUCCAAUUCAUCAUAGUCCUCGAGCCUCCAAAUAUGAAGAGCUUGCAAGAACCUCCAAAUAUGAAGAGCUUGCAAGAACCUCCAAGUAUGAAGAGCUUGCAAGGACAUCCAAAUAUGAAGAUCUCCCUAGAAACUCCAAAUAUGAGGAGCUCCCCAGAACCUCCAAAUAUGAAGAGCUCCCUAGAACCUCCAAAUAUGAAGAACUCCCUUUAGCUCAACAAGGCUCUAUAACACAAGGAACACCAUUCGACUAUAGAGUUCCCAACCAUCACAAAGAAACUGGAAUCAUGCGCAAAAUUGAAGAAGAGGCUCGUAUCCAGGAGCAACAGCGGUUGGCCAGUAAAAUGAAUCGUGAUGAGAAAAAAUAUGAAAAUCGUGAUUCAGACAAAAGAUCUCAAGAACACAGUUCAUCAUCAUUGGCCAAAGAUUUGUCACUAGGCAACCGAAAUCACACAGACAAUAGAGACAUCUAUAGUUUACAUUCAUCAAUAUUAUCAUCAAAACCUGAAAAUAAUCAUAAACUCACAUCUGUGAAUUCGGAAUUCUAUAGACCAUUUGAAAAGGGUCUUAAAAAUGGAUAUGACGAGAAAGGCUUAAUGGAGUAUGAACGCAGACUUAUGAAUGAGAAGAUUCUUGCAGAGGACCGAGCGUUGUAUAAUCAUGCAAGACUACUGCAUAACCAUGUGGACAGUGUUAAACAUCCAAGUCAAUUAGAUAUACCAAAGUCAGAAAUAAGCAGAUCUCACAAAGAUAAACACACAGAAGGCCUGGGACUUUUAAAGCAUCAACGUGCUCAUCAUGCAGACGCACAGAUUAAAAGGCCCCCUAGUGAUACUGAAAGACCCCUUCUCAACAACAUGAUCUCUGCCCAGCCAUAUAUAUCUGGCUACCCUCUCAAGCCUUACAAGCACACAGAUGUAAAACCAACUGAUCUCAGAUAUAACGAACCUGCCAGUAUUGAUGCUAGUAUAAGGGGUCUUCCUAAAAGGGCUCCUUCAUCUCAGGAAUAUGAUAAAAUGUUAAGUGCUGAAGCCCCUUCACAGCCUGGUGUCAGUAAAUUAGAUCUCCAAGAGAAAGAAAUCCGAGAAGCAAGGUUAAAUGGCACUUACGUAAGCGAUGAUGAAAACUGUAGCGACACAGACUCAAUCAUAAGUGAAGGUGAGAAGAAAAGACAAAAGUUGUUACUUGUUGCAUCUGGACCUCCGAUGAAACUGGAGAAAUCCCCCCAGAAGUUAAAAUUGUUUAAUUCCAUAGGAUUAGCUACACAAGCUAAGAAAAGAGAUAUAGAAUUCCAACAUAAAAGAAAGAGACGAAAGAUCUACCGGGAGCCAAGUGUGAGCCCAGUUGAAUUAGCAGAACCAGAGGAACCCCCCAUGAGCCCCCUGACAUCGAGUUACACCCCAGAUGAGUUGAACUGGGAGACAGAUGUACACUAUAAACGUAGUUAUCUAGCCAUGUUGGGCCUCAGACAAGUGUCAAGUGAUGAGAGAAAAGUUCUGGGUGAGUUACAAGAAGCAUGCUUAGAAGAGAGACGUAGAAGACUAGGACUUCACCCUGUGGAGAAGGCACCAGCCCACAAUUCAACAAAGCAGAAAGAUGAAAAACCUGUGAUUGGUACAAAGAGGAAAGUGGAUGGUGAAUCUGCCACUGAAGAGUCUUUACAAAAGAAGCAGAUCUCUCUAGCACAACUUCAGAAGCGCCAUUUAGAGGUUCAGAGAGCCCAACAACAGCAGUCUCAUGCACAUAGCAACCAUUCUCAUCCCCAUGGCAACCAGCAACAACUCCAUAGCAACCACUCCAUCCCUCAAAGUAACCAAUCUCAAAGCUAUAACAACCGUCCUGGUAUCAGUAGUGACCUUUCUAAAGGUGAUGGUAAACAAUCUCAAGCACCUAGCAACCAUACAUAUCCCUAUAACAACCAGUUGUUACCCUCUCAGAGUAAACAAUCUCGACCCACAAGUAACCCUUCCCAUAACAACCAUAAUAUAUCCAACAACUCAUCUCGUGCUACAACUAGUGCUCCUUCCCACUCUUCAAAUCAGAACCAUCUCCAUAGCAACAGUGUCAGUCAUCGAAGCAACUCAGAGAGCUCAUCUCCCCAUAGCAACCACUCACAAGGAAAGUUGGAAAACCGGGCAGUGAUAUUUCCAGAAUCAAGAGAAAAGAAUCGUGUGAUGCCUCGAGACUUUGCCCAAGAGUUUCAUGAGUCUGUCCUGCAAUCAACGAGACUACAGAUAGCAAAUAGUCAGUCAGAUAAGCGGAGAACUGACCCGGUGAGGUAUAGUUUGGAACAGCUUCCCCGCUACACACACACCCGGGAGACAACCCCUAACAAGACUGACAUCCCUAGCACACCCGAUCUCUACUCACACUACAGCAAAGAAACCAUUCUGAAGGAAUAUAGGGAGAGUUUGAUACGAGAGAAUCGAUACAAUAGGGAUUCCUUCAAGAAAGAGACAAAUGAUUUAUAUAAGCCCAAAUAUAGAGACAUAGAAAUGAAUAAUUACUCGAGUAGAGACCACAGCAGAAUAAAGAGCCCAAGAGAUGAAAUCGCUGUAAAUCAUGUUAAGCCAGAAACAUCGAGAAAUUUCCCAGAAAGCCAUAAAGCUGGACUAGAAAGCCAUAGGAAUACAUUUGAAAGCCAAAGGUCUUUGGGGGAUGAGCGUCAAAAUGCCAACGAUGUAAGAAACAACCAUGAGAGUCAUAGAUCACCCUUGGACCUCCAUAGAUCUCCUCUUGAUCCUAGAUCAGCUGGAGAAAAUUCUAGAAAUGUUGGUGAAAAUUCUAGAACAGCUAGGGAGAACUCUAGAACUGCAGUUGAAAAUUCUAGACAACAAUUAGACAGCAAUGCCAAAUAUAUUUUGAAUAGCGCUCAUAGUCAGUUACAGCGCGACCGGGAAGAACUUAUGCGUCGUAAUCGCGAGAAAGAACAAGCAUAUCUCAACCAACUUAGUAAAGAUCAUUAUAAACUGACGGUAGCUGAUAAAAGUGAUCUUUACAAGGAGUAUUAUAGGAACCAUGAAGCAUUGAAUGAUUUACAUAGGAGUAUACCUAAAUCCAGUUUGGGGUCAAUAGAUCCAUUACGAUCAAAAGAAUCAUCCCAUAGUCAAGAUUUAAGACCUCCCAUGUUAACAAGAGACUCCUACUCCAAUCACCAUGUUGAACCUAAACCUGAUGCUUUACGUGAUGUGAAAAAGGAAAUGGCUGUUCACCCUGCUGCUAUGCAUCCUGCGAUAGACCCAUAUCGCCGUGGUGAUGCCCCAUUGUAUGAUAAUUCUGCUGCUAUGCGCUGGCCUGGCAUAGAAGUUCUAAUGGAGGCAUAUAACAGGCAACAGGCCAGGGAGUCAUCUAGCUCAGAGGUGCCAUCUGAACUGAAUAAUAAUGACAAAAAAUGCUGAUAGAAUAUGACUAAGAACAAAGAGGUAAUCUCUUAAUGAUACAUGAACGUACUUUGGCAAUAGAUGAUCAGUACAGUAUUGACCUACAACUACACUGGAGUACAGUAUUGACCUACAACUGUACACUGGAGGCAUUGUGGUAGCAAAAAUGACUGGGAGGCAUGCUGGCAAUAAUUCAGU
Molecule: messenger RNA, 7273 nt
Organism: Owenia fusiformis
Lineage: Eukaryota; Metazoa; Annelida; Polychaeta; Sabellida; Oweniidae
Source: the annotation of a GenBank genome assembly